Molecule: messenger RNA, 1835 nt
Organism: Arachis ipaensis
Lineage: Eukaryota; Viridiplantae; Streptophyta; Magnoliopsida; Fabales; Fabaceae
Product: thylakoid membrane protein TERC, chloroplastic
Cellular component (GO): membrane
Source: RefSeq, a predicted model, not a curated record
CAACGCAACGCAACGUGAUUGGCUAAUAUCCCUCGACCCUCAUGUCGUUAUCUAGUUCCCAAAGUUCUUAUUCUUCUCUUAGAAGAAUGAAGUCACCACCAAUCGCUCACUUACUCACAGCAAGAAGAAAAGAGAGAUAUGGGAUUAGCCUCCGUUGUUCACAACGGCAUCAAAAUCCCAUUCAAAUUCCAACACAGUGACAGGGUUUCACUCUCACACUCCAAAUUCUCUCCCCUCGUCUCUUCCUUUUCCUCUGCUUGUCAUUCUCGCGGUGCUCUCUUUUUUCCAAUUUUGGGCUUCAAACAUGUAGAUAAGGAUGGUAGAUUAACUCCCUCAGAUGUAAAGAGAAUCUACGCUCAACCAAAAGAAGACAUUAGCAAGAAGGAGCCAUCUAAGGAUAAAAGUACACAAGAGUCUCUGGGAGAUAAAACUUACAGCUCUUCUGUUAGAAAUGUGGUCUUAUGGGUGAGCGCGGCAGUGGCAUUUGGUGUUGGUUUGGGAUUUAAAGAGGGUGUUGACAAGGCAUCUGAAUUCUUUGCUGGAUACAUAUUGGAGCAAAGUCUUUCUGUAGAUAAUCUCUUUGUCUUCGUUCUGAUAUUCAAAUACUUCAAAGUGCCAAUUAUGUACCAGAAUCGUGUACUUUCUUAUGGUAUUGCUGGUGCAGUUAUCUUUCGCCUAACGUUAAUACUUCUUGGAACAGCCACCCUUGAGACGUUUGAGGCAGUCAACCUUCUAUUGGCCGCUAUAUUACUUUACUCGUCAUUUAAGCUAUUUGCCGGUGAAGAUGAUGAGUCGGACUUAUCUAAUAACUAUGUGGUGAAGACAUGCCAGAAAUUUAUCCCUGUAACAACAUAUUACGAUGGAAAUCGUUUCAUAACAAGUCAAGAUGGACUGUGGAAAGCCACCCCUUUGCUUCUUACUGUAGCAGUUGUUGAGUUCAGUGACAUUGCAUUUGCAGUUGACUCAAUACCUGCAGUUUUUGGCGUAACUCGGGAUCCGUUUGUAGUAUUUUCGUCUAAUCUUUUUGCCAUUUUGAGUUUAAGGUCACUUUACCCAAUAAUAUCUGAGGGCAUGUCAGAGUUGGAGUACCUGCAGCCAUCCAUUGCUGUUGUUCUGGGAUUCAUUGGGUGCAAGAUGAUCCUGGACUAUUUUGGAAUCCAUGUAUCAACGGAGGCUUCUCUUGGAUUUGUAGUCAUAUGUCUUACUACAGGAGUGUUAUUAAGUGUGGCCAAGAAAUCUGAUUAACUUGGUAAAACUCCAAGUUUGGCAUUUUUCAGUGACGGAAAGAUGACUUGAAUUGACGGAUGUCACGCUGGAAGCCAAGCUGGAUUUUCAAAACGACGCCGUUUUUUAAUUGGCGCCCAAAUUGCAUAGAAACAUCGUCGGUUAGUGUAUUAGAGGGGAUUUAACAUGCAGUGACUAUUUCUCUCAAUCCAACAUAGUCUCUUCUCUUUAUUUUCUUCAAUGAUGCCACUUUGAGAGGGAUUUUCUCUGAUGCUUUCUGUCAAGCAAAGCAAGCAGUCUUUAUUGCACACGUAGUGGUCUGAUGAGAAGCAUCUUGAUUGUUAGAGGUAACCAAAAUAGAAAGGAGAAACAAAAUAGCUAUUAUCUACUCCUCUGUUUUUCUUAAUCAUGGCUUUUUCUACAUUGUUAAGUCGAUAUAUAUUCAUUCGUUCAUCCCUUUUAUAAUGUGUUUUUUUUUUUUUUAAAUGUGUUAGGGUUUUCUUCGUAUGUUGUUGUUGCAUUAUUAUUGUUUGUUUUUGUCCGUGAUGAUGGUAGCUAUGGUUGUAAUGUGCUGAAACUAGUAGUAUGUAUGUAGUUUCUGUUUCUGCGUA